ACGCCACACUCUCUGUCUCUCUCAGAAAACCUAAUUCUCCGAAACGAUGCCGCCGAAGUUUGAUCCCUCACAGGUCGUCGACGUCUACGUCCGGGUCACCGGCGGGGAGGUUGGAGCGGCGAGUUCACUCGCUCCCAAAAUCGGCCCACUGGGUCUCUCUCCAAAGAAGAUCGGAGAAGACAUCGCCAAAGAGACAGCCAAGGACUGGAAGGGCCUCCGAGUCACUGUGAAGCUCACCGUUCAGAAUCGGCAGGCCAAGGUCUCCGUCGUCCCCUCUGCCGCUGCUCUGGUCAUAAAAGCUCUCAAGGAGCCCGAGCGUGACCGCAAGAAGACCAAGAAUAUCAAACACAAUGGCAACAUCUCGCUUGAUGAUGUGAUAGAGAUCGCGAAGAUCAUGAGUCCGAGAUCGAUGGCUAAGGAUCUGAGUGGCACCGUGAAGGAGAUUCUCGGCACUUGCGUGUCCGUAGGAUGCACGGUGGAUGGGAAGGAUCCCAAGGAUUUGCAGCAGGAGAUUGCCGACGGCGACGUUGAGAUCCCUCUGGACUGAGAGCCAGCACUCGAAUUAAGGCCACAAAUUUGUGGCAUCGGAUGCAUGUGUCUGGGCCAAAGACGUAGUUGUGGCAGAUUGGUUUUUCAUUCCACUGGACUUUGCAAGUGAUGUAAGAGUAACCAAGUUGAGGAUUCUGAUUCAAACCCUAGCAUCUUACUUCUUACUGUCAACUUUCAAAUUUCAAGGAUGCUAAGUUUUACACCAUGGCAUUUUCCCUAUUGAGAUUUGGUCAUAAUAUUCUGAUGUAUUUGCAUAACAAAUCAGGAUGUUCUACAAAUAAAUGCUAAAGAAACCGAGUCUGUGCAUUAACUCUGACACUGGUCAAUUCCAAAACCAUGGGUGUAACAUAAGUUAUGAGUUUUAGUGAAUUUUUGGUUGUGAUAA
Vitis riparia (riverbank grape) is the source of this 934-nucleotide messenger RNA. RefSeq names its product 60S ribosomal protein L12. Gene Ontology annotation, biological process: translation. Gene Ontology annotation, molecular function: structural constituent of ribosome; large ribosomal subunit rRNA binding. The coding region runs from base 47 to 547 and encodes 166 amino acids. The transcript is spliced from 2 exons. Gene Ontology annotation, cellular component: ribosome; cytosolic large ribosomal subunit. The record is from RefSeq and is a predicted model, not a curated record. NCBI's taxonomy places the organism in Eukaryota, Viridiplantae, Streptophyta, Magnoliopsida, Vitales, Vitaceae.